AUGCUAGUGCAAUCCCCCAUGGAGUACUUUACCUGGCUAGCGGCAUGGUUGUUAUAUAUUCUUCUCCUCGGCCUUGUGAUCACAUUUUGCAAUGUUUUAUAUUCGUAUCGCAGGCCUUGGGAUCAAUCCUCAGUGUGGGCGCUUAAUCAAGAGCCACCGAACCCCCAAGAGACGUACGCUGCGAACACUGUUUGGUCUAUUGAUAAUUGCGAUUUGAACCCGAAGGCGAACGACACUCGCAACAAGCUGAGAAGAGCCAACCAAAGCUUCGAACUACUCGUGAUUAUGGUUUUGAUCGCCAUAUCUGGAUUGUUGCUUUGGGGGCACCUGCCAUCAGCUUCUUCCCUCCAAAGCGGAUUGCGGCCUAUUGCUGGCUUCUCAUCCCAGACACCUAGCUCAACUGGUUUGCAAGAGUUUUUCCAGCUCUAUCAGCCAAUAUCGCUGAAUUCCAGUGAAAAGAACAGCUGCGAUGUCGAGCUAUUGCUCAUGGAUCAUGUUUUUGGCGCUAGUUAUGGAGCACCGUUUGUUGGCGAAUAUGAGCCCCCAAACUGUGAAUUUGAUACUGUACGAAUGAAUCUCACAGUCAUCUCCCGGGGAAGACAGUUUGACCGCCUGGCUCUCAUGUAUCUUGGAGACAACGAAGUGUUCCGGACCUCAACGGCAGAGCCAACAGCCAAUGGGAUUGCCUGGACCUAUAUCAAAGAGAUGUCGCAGUAUAACUCGCUAUGGAAUAGUCCCCAGAAGCUGAUAUUUGACUUGGGGAAUAUAAUUAACGAUGUCUAUACCGGCUCCUUCAAUGCCACGCUAACGGCACGCUUCUCUGGCGGGCAUAAGAUCAAGACCGCGGAUAUCAUUCUUCCAAUUUCUGCCAGAAAUUCAGCAUCAAACUCUUCGAGUGCCUUCCAACUCCCCACAGACAACACAACAGUUAUGUACGAGAUCCCAGCUGCGGCAUCCCGUGCUGUCGUGUCGAUAUCAGCAUGUGGACAAUCAGAGGAAGAGUUCUGGUGGUCUAACGUCUUCUCGGAUGAUACCCAAGACUUUGAAAGUACUGUCGGUGGGCUAUAUGGGUAUACUCCUUUCCGUGAAGUCCAGCUCUAUAUUGAUGGGAUUCUUGCCGGGCUUGUCUGGCCAUUCCCUAUUAUUUUCACGGGAGGCGUGACUCCAGGAUUCUGGCGUCCGGUCGUUGGGACUGACGCAUUUGACCUUCGCCAGCCGGAGAUUGAUAUUUCCCCAUUUCUCUCUAUGGUUCAAGACGGGAAGCAGCAUUCAUUUGAGAUCCGUGUGACUGGUCUUAAUGUCUCGGUAGAUGGGAACGUCACUUUCGCAAACACUGUGGGCUCAUAUUGGGUUGUCACAGGAAAUAUUUUCAUAUAUAUCGAUGACGACAGCCCUGCCUCUAAAGCCACUGUUACUGGUGACAAUAGUCGGCCCACGGUGGAUGCUCCCUUGCCAGUGCUUGCUGUGACUCGGAAUCUUAUACAAAAUACGACCGGGGGAAACGACUCCUUGUCAUACUCUGUGGUUGUCGAGCGAGUAUUCAGCGUAACCUCUUCUCUGUACUCAUGGUCUCAGGCACUAUCAUUCUCCAACCACGGUUUCCUCAACCAGCAGGGAUACAGUCAAGUCAACACACAACUUACAACUGGCAAGAACACUAUAACCGAGCUUGGGGACACACCCAUCUCAAACAGCAUUGCAUUCCAAUACCCCUUGGUUGUCAACGCAACUUAUGGGAUCACCUCGAAUGGGACGACGAUCGACUCUUGGAUGAAGAGAGGUCUCGAUUUCGAGGCAACAGGGGGGCUCGGUAUCUCCACUUAUACCUUGACAUCGGGGCCAUCAUACCUACACACAAGUCAGUCUGGCACGGCGCAGUAUAAAUCUAUCACCGGAGGAAAGUCAGACACUUGGGGCGACACCAUCAAUGUGUUCGACAGUCAGACGAAUGGACGACCAUACCACCGAUCUGUCCAUGCUGUCAAUGGUACCGUUGUUUCUGACACUGACCGUAAUGGAAAGACAUCGGCUUCUUCUCCACAAGAUCAUGGGGAUACUGGGAGAGGUAGUGUGAGGGCUAUAAUUGGAAAGGGACCUGGAGUAUUGUGA
Penicillium verrucosum is the source of this 2109-nucleotide messenger RNA. RefSeq lists its product as uncharacterized. Lineage: Eukaryota; Fungi; Ascomycota; Eurotiomycetes; Eurotiales; Aspergillaceae. Bases 1 to 2109 code for a protein of 702 amino acids. The record is from RefSeq and is a predicted model, not a curated record. The transcript is spliced from 2 exons.